Molecule: messenger RNA, 2932 nt
Organism: Betta splendens (Siamese fighting fish)
Lineage: Eukaryota; Metazoa; Chordata; Actinopteri; Anabantiformes; Osphronemidae
Product: polypyrimidine tract-binding protein 2-like
Exons: 17
Coding region: 116-1687 (523 amino acids)
Biological process (GO): regulation of RNA splicing; mRNA processing
Cellular component (GO): nucleus
Molecular function (GO): mRNA binding
Source: RefSeq, a predicted model, not a curated record
GUUGGUUGACAGUAGCCGCGCAAGGCUAGAAGAAGAAACACGCCCAUUUUGCUCACACUGUUGGGCUUCGAAUUGAGCCGAAAUAUCAAUACACAGUAGCGGACAAAGAGCUGCAAUGGACGGUGAUGUUGCAGUUGGUGUGAAGAGAGGCUCGGAUGAGCUCAACAUGUACGGCAACAGUCCCAACUCUAUGGCCGCAAAUGGCAGCGACAGUAAGAAACAGCGUCUAGAUGAAUCACCUCCCUCCAGAGUUCUCCACAUCAGGAAACUUCCCAAUGAAGUUUCAGAGACUGAAGUCAUUGCUCUGGGGCUACCCUUUGGAAAGGUUACCAACAUACUGAUGCUUAAGGGGAAAAACCAGGCCUUUCUAGAGUUAGGUACAGAAGAAGCAGCCAUCACUAUGGUGAACUACUACACAGCUGUCACACCACAGGUCAGAAAUACGCCUGUGUUUAUCCAGUACUCUAACCACAAGGAACUGAAAACAGACUCUGCUCUAAACCAGAGGGCUCAGGCAGUGCUGCAGGCAGUGUCAGCCGUUCAGGAUGGAAGCUCUCCAUCUUCUCACCAAGGUGUUUUGGAGGCGGCUCCACCCCCCAGCCCUGUUUUACGAAUUAUCAUUGACAACAUGUUUUAUCCUGUGACACUGGAUGUUCUACAGCAGAUCUUCAGUAAGUUUGGGACUGUAAUGAAGAUUAUAACCUUUACCAAGAACAAUCAGUUUCAAGCUCUUCUGCAGUUCAGUGAUCCUGUGAAUGCACAACAGGCUAAACUGUCUUUGGAUGGACAGAACAUCUAUAAUUCGUGCUGCACUCUGCGUAUAGACUUCAGUAAACUGGUGAACCUCAACGUCAAAUACAACAACGAUAAGAGUCGAGAUUACACCAGACCUGACCUUCCUACUGGAGACGGAGAAUCAACAAACAAGGAUCAUUCUUUGUUGGGUACUCCGUCUGGAGCGCUAGCUUCCUACUCCAGUGGAGGAGGUUACUCAUCAUCUCUGUCCAUCUCACAGGGUGGAGGAGCUAUUAGUCCCCUAAGCGCUGCUGCAGCUGCUGCUGCUGCUGCAAGUCGUGUUGCUUUGUCUGGGUCUGGAGUGUCAGGAGUCCUGCUGGCUUCCAACCUCAAUGAAGAGAUGGUCACGCCUCAAAGUCUCUUUACCCUCUUCGGAGUCUACGGUGAUGUUCAGAGGGUGAAGAUCCUCUACAACAAAAAGGACAGCGCUCUGAUCCAGCUGUCCGAUGGCAACCAGGCCCAGCUUGCUAUGAGCCAUUUAAAUGGUCAAAAGGUGUUUGGUAAAGUGAUGAGAGUGACGCUGUCAAAGCAUCAAACCGUGGCUCUGCCCAGAGAAGGACUGGAUGACCAACUAUUAACUAAAGAUUUCUCUGGUUCACCACUCCAUCGCUUCAAGAAGCCCGGAUCCAAGAACUUCCAGAACAUCUUUCCUCCGUCUGCGACUCUUCACCUGUCCAACAUCCGAGACGGCGUUGGAGAGGACGACCUGCGUCUGCUUUUUUCUAACAGUGGCGGAUCUGUGAAGGCCUUCAAGUUCUUUCAGGAUCGUAAGAUGGCCUUAAUCCAGAUGUCGUCCGUAGAGGAGGCCAUUCAAGCACUGAUGGAUCUUCACAACUAUGACAUGGGUGGAAAUCACCACCUCAAGGUUUCCUUUUCAAAGUCCACCAUCUAAUGUCUCUUGCUCGGCGCCGGAGGAAAGAAACGCAACAAGUGACUAGGUCGAUACUGUUGUUCUUAUUAGAACAACGCGUUUGACUGUGCUCUCCUCAACGUUUUAAUGAAGUAGUACAGUGUUUUUAUCACAAAUGUGAAGUCCAAAGCUUACGAUUCUAAUUUAUUUUUAGUUAAAUUACUGGAAGAAUCUGCCGUAACGAACCAAGCUGGUUUUCAGGUGUUUGACCUAAUGAUCAAUCUUACUUUUCUUAACAUUGUGUCGCUGCAUCUGCUUCUGUCCUCCAAUCAAAUGCCUUUUUUGAAAGCCAAAACUAUUAUUGUUCUUACACUUGCUCACUAUUCUGAACUUUACCGCUUGUUGUCUUUCGGGCAGCAUCAUCCAGUUGACUCAUCCAAACCUCCCACGGUUAGUUUGUGUCUUUGUUGCUUCCUGUGUUUGGAACAAAAUGACACUUUUCGUCCAGCUACAAGCAUAAAGGAGUCAAAUGUGUUUUAGGCGUGGUUAACUUGGCUCUGUACUCUGAUUUGCAGUGUAAAUACGACGCAGCAUCCAGCGGUGGGAGCUUGUGUGCAACUUUAGGGAUUUUGUUCUACAAACAAUCACUUUUAAAAUUAGAAGUGAGAUUUUAAAUAUUUAGUAACUAGUAUGGAGUUGGAAGGAUUGACACUUUUUUAAAGCACUGUAGUGAUCUGUGAAUCACUUAGCUUUUUUCACAUAAUGCCGCUUUGCUGCAAAGAUGUUUUAGGGCUUUUUUUUCUUUUGAGUCUGGGGACAACUGAAUAAAUGUCCUGUAUGUAAAAACCUAACCUAACAAAUUAACAUAACGCUGAUGCUCCUGAGUUUAAGUCAGUGAGUGUGUGCACACGUACUGUACACAGAAUGCAUGCUGAAGUUUAGACGGUGGUCUAUGAUUCGAACUUCACAAGAAGUCGUGAUUGGACCAAAAUACAUUUCUCUGUCUUGGUUUCAAUUAACACAUUGUUUUACACAUAGUGUUAACAAAAGUUCAUUUUAUCAUCAAUAUUGGAAGCAUAAAACACAAACCAGCCUGCUCCUCUCUCCUGUAACAUGAACUCAGAGGAGACGCACAAGUAAACUAGCUCUGUCCUUUUUUCACUCUGAUUUAUUGUUGAACACUUUCUUGAGAUUGUUAAGUGUUUUUUUUGUAAAUCCAAGUUCAGUUUCUUUUGUGAUAAAAUUUCAGAUUAGCAAAAAUUAAACAUGUCUUUUCUACAAAUCUGA